UGUGCCUCUGUCCUGUGCCACAAACAUGAAGCUCUUAUUCCCUCUCAUGGCCAUUGUACUGGAGGCUUUCAUGAUUGUUUUAUUUGGAUACUUUGUCAAGUAUGAAACGGAGCAGAACACUAUCCAACAGCUCAACAGCACCAACACAACAAAAGUGGACAGAUCCCUUGAGUUAUAUCCUCUAUUCCAAGAUGUGCAUGUAAUGAUAUUUGUUGGGUUUGGCUUCCUUAUGACCUUCCUGAAAAAAUAUGGCUUCAGUAGUGUGGGCAUCAAUCUACUCAUUGCUGCAUUGGGCCUCCAAUGGGGCACUUUUAUUCAGGGGAUCAUUCACCACCAUGGACAGACAAUUUACAUUGGAAUCAAAAACAUGAUAAAUGCAGACUUCAGUACAGCCACAGUCCUGAUUUCUUUUGGAGCUGUCCUGGGAAAAAUAAGUCCAGCCCAAAUGCUGAUCAUGACAAUAAUAGAAAUCACUGUCUUUGCUGGCAAUGAAUAUGUGGUUGGUGAGGUAUUUAAGGCCUCUGACAUCGGAGCAUCAAUGACAAUCCAUGCUUUUGGGGCCUACUUUGGCUUGGCAGUAGCAGGUGUCCUAUAUCGGCCAGGCUUGAGAUGGGGGCAUGAGAAGGAGGAGUCUGUGUACCACUCAGAUUUGUUUGCAAUGAUUGGGACUCUUUUCCUGUGGAUGUUCUGGCCCAGCUUUAAUUCAGCCAUUGCUGAAACUACAGAGCAACAGUACACAGCCAUCGUAAAUACGUACUUCUCCCUUGCUGCCUGCGUGCUCACAGCCUAUGCAUUUUCCAGCUUCGUGGGGAAGAGAGGCAAGCUCGAUAUGGUUCACAUUCAGAAUGCAACCCUGGCUGGAGGAGUUGCUGUGGGGACCUGUGCGGACAUGGAGAUUCAGCCGUAUGGUGCUAUGAUCAUUGGGGGCAUUGCGGGAAUUGUCUCUGUGCUUGGGUUCAAGUUCCUGACUCCAUGUCUUACUGAAAAACUGAGAAUCCAUGAUACAUGUGGUGUUCAUAACCUGCAUGGCUUACCUGGUGUGAUAGGAGGCCUCGCAAGCAUUGUGGCGAUAGCCUUGGGAGCAUCUAAGGGGUCUAGCAUGGUCAUGCAGGCAGCUGCCCUAGGUUCUUCGAUUGGAACAGCGAUUGUUGGAGGGCUGAUCACAGGUUUGAUUCUCAGGUUCAUUGUCCGUGUACAGCCAACUACAGAAUUCUUCUUUGAUGACUCUGUUUAUUGGGAGGUCCCCAUGGGGAAAGAAGUUGACGAUGAAUGAACAUGAUGGCCACAACCAGCCGGAACCUAAAGACUAAAUAUCAUUCCUGUGCUUCAGCUUCCUUUCCCAUUAUCUAGAAUCAUGUUUAAAAUUUUUAAAGGGCAGCAUCCAACAAAAACAUGGAACAGAAUGGAUAGGUCCUGAGCCCCAAAUGUCCAGUGUGAAAAAUCUUAACACAAUCUGAUGCUGUUUCUUGACACUCAAUGAUUGCUUAAUUGAAGGAAUGUGACUUGUAAAAUAGAGGAUCAAAUGGAUUCUCUUUAGGACUCCCAGACUACUCUUGCCAGUGGGUAGGUACAGGGUGAACAUUCCAUGUUUCUUCUUGUAUUUUUUUUUUUCCCAUAGAGGUAAAUUUACAAAGAAAUCAACACAUCUGAUUAUGUCAGUUUCUUAAUAUACAUACUAUGUCUUCAAUCCCAAAGGUAUAAAACUAGAGCCAAUAAAACAAUAUGUAAGAAAUCUAUAUAAGAAAUAUGAAAGAAAUGUAUUGCAUAGAGCAAGAACAUGAUUGUUUUUGGUGGUGCUUUUUUGAUUUAAAAAUAGUCUAGUUAGUAAUGCUAUGUCUUCACUUGAAUAUUUUUAUGCUUAAUUCUUUUUGCAUGUUUACUAUUUGCAACAAGAGUCAAAUGCUAU
Molecule: messenger RNA, 1906 nt
Organism: Leptonychotes weddellii (Weddell seal)
Lineage: Eukaryota; Metazoa; Chordata; Mammalia; Carnivora; Phocidae
Gene: RHAG
Product: Rh associated glycoprotein
Biological process (GO): ammonium homeostasis; ammonium transmembrane transport
Cellular component (GO): plasma membrane
Molecular function (GO): ammonium channel activity
Source: RefSeq, a predicted model, not a curated record